UUGAAAAUCUUCGAGUGGUGUAUUUCAUGGAGGGCCGAACGAUGACGGUCAGCAACUCUCCGACCGCAACACCAGGGAGCCCGCAGGCGAAGUGCGUCGACGACGUGACGAAUGUAGUGAGAGCAGUCGGAGUAGAAGCAGCCUUGAACUCUACCCCUGCUGCCGGAGGAGGAAUGAACGGGGCUGUGGGUUCGGAAAUAAUGGUAAAGAAGAGAAGAGGGAGGCCUCGCAAGUACGGCACAAAUGGGAACCUGUUUUCUCCGGCGUCGGCGCCGUCACGAUCUUCCAAUUACUCGUUUGGGAGCUCUAUGAAACGAAGUAGAGGAAGGCCUCGUGGUUCAGGGAGAUUACAACUUUUGGCGUCCAUUGGUGGAGUUGUUGCAGACACUGCUGGUGGAGGCUUCACUCCUCAUGUCGUUACUGUGAAUACUGGCGAGGAUGUGGUGAGCACAAUAUUAUCAUUUUCUCAGAAAGGCCCUCGAGCUGUUUGCGUCCUUUCUGCUACCGGUGUAGUUUCCAGUGUCUUCAUUCGCCAAUCUGGUGCUGUUAGGCGAUUUGAGGGCCUCUUCGAGAUUAUAUCGUUGACUGGAUCAUAUACCGUGGCUGCUCGACGCAGAAGUGGCAUGUUCUGCGUUUCUCUGGCUAAACCUGAUGGCAGGAUCUUUGGAGGUGGGGUUGAGGGCUCAUUGAUAGCUGCUGGACCUAUUCAAAUAAUAUUAGGAAGUUUCAAGCCAAAUAUCAGUAAGGAGAUUCAAAGGAGACAUUCAGCUGUGUCUCCUGCUCUUCUCGACAUGCCAGGUCAUCCUGAAAUGGUAGAAAGUGAACAGAAGGAACCGGUGCGGACAGCUAAUGGAUUAUUCGACAACGUCAAUCCGGCAACAAGCAACGGGAUAGCAAACGAUGUGGUUCCUGCAAGUCAGAAUAUGCCCUCUGCCUCUUCAAAUGGUACUCACAUGGACUCUCAGCUCAUCGCUGGCCAUGAAGAGUCCACCGAUAUGGGGAUCAGCGACCCCCAGUUAUGAAGAGAUCAGGGAAAGCCGGUGGCAAUGGAUGGAACUUUUGGAACAUGGAAAUGGGAUAUUGGUUCGCGUGUUUUAUUUAUUUUAAUUUAAUUUGUGCUUGGCUGUCUAGAUAUAUAUAAUUCGUGUAAGCAUAUUACAGCUUUACUUGAGACAUGACAUUGCAA
Molecule: messenger RNA, 1186 nt
Organism: Prosopis cineraria
Lineage: Eukaryota; Viridiplantae; Streptophyta; Magnoliopsida; Fabales; Fabaceae
Product: AT-hook motif nuclear-localized protein 11-like
Exons: 6
Coding region: 27-1022 (331 amino acids)
Molecular function (GO): minor groove of adenine-thymine-rich DNA binding
Source: RefSeq, a predicted model, not a curated record